CAGCUGCAGCGGCUGAAAGUGAACUGGAUCUGGAGGAGAUUCAGCGACUGAUGUCCCAGGCAGCUAAAGAGAUUGAGCUGGAUGCUCAGAGAGUCCUGAAAGGUUUGCAGCAGGACAAAGUCUUGAUGGAUAAGCUGAAGGAGCUUCAGAAACAACAAGCUGACAAGUCUUCCAUUGAUUCGGACACUGUGGACUCUGACGCUGACAACACUGCUCAGACUGCCGGCGCUGCAGGCAUGGUUGAUGUCAGUGAUGAUGAGGAUGAUGCAGAUAAAGAUUCUGCCAAGAAAAUUGUUCAACAGUGCUUGGAUGAGGUGAAAAUUGAUGCAGCCGUUGAGAAGGCAGACAAUAAUACUGAGUUGUCCAGCAAACAGAAACACAAAGGGAAGAAGUUGAAGCGUAAAGAGAACUCAACCUCUGCCUCAGCUGAACUGAAACCUUCAAACUUGGAGCCGCCAUCCAAGGCAGAGCUGGCAGACAGUGACUAUGAUGACCCAGACGAACUUCCCUACUGUUGUAUUUGUACAGAGGACGCCACUGUCCGCUGUCGAGACUGUGAUCUGGACCUGUACUGCCAGAGAUGUUUCAAGGGCUGCCAUGAAGAGAUGGAGAUCACAGAUCAUCGAACUGUUCCCUACACACCACCUAAAGGCUACAGAUAA
Messenger RNA from Candidula unifasciata, 662 nucleotides. The record is from the annotation of a GenBank genome assembly. NCBI's taxonomy places the organism in Eukaryota, Metazoa, Mollusca, Gastropoda, Stylommatophora, Geomitridae.